Molecule: messenger RNA, 1230 nt
Organism: Gigantopelta aegis
Lineage: Eukaryota; Metazoa; Mollusca; Gastropoda; Neomphalida; Peltospiridae
Product: SUZ domain-containing protein 1-like
Exons: 5
Coding region: 1-492 (163 amino acids)
Source: RefSeq, a predicted model, not a curated record
AUGGCGGACGAAUGUGACGUUCUUGACAGUUGGGAAGACCAAGAAGAUAGUGGUGCACUUGACAAGCGUCUUAAUGACAUACAAGUGACCCCAGAAAAAUGUGAUAUCCUGUUCACCACUCAGUCCGACCUGCGAGAAGACAGUGGACGUACUGAAUACACACCACAAGUGAGGAUACUGAAGAGGGAGCCAGUGUCAGCCAAAGUAAACCAUCCAUCCCAUAAAGCCCGUACCAGUAUCAACAGUAGCCAGUCUCACUUGCAUGGCAAGAGCUUGGAACAACGGGAAGCUGAGUACGCGGAAGCACGACUGAGAAUCUUUGGAACCACCGCAGAUUUACCAGAAGAAGAUGCAGCAGGGGAUGGGGAAAGCACAGAGCUGCGGCCAAAGAUGCUAGUUAAGAAAAGUGAAAACAAUACUCCACUGGGUAACGAGGUGAGUCGGCAGCCACGCGGUCCUGACGGGACGACUGGUUUCAGCACAGGAAGAUAGCAGACAGUGUGGAAUGAUAACACUCCGAGACACUUCGUCUGUCCCACCAGCUGUAACACUAACGUUCACCACUGUUGAACUACAUGUAUACUUAACAGUCUGAAAAACAAAUGUUAUUAUUAUUAUCUUCUUAUUUAAGCCAAAAGUUAAAUAAGUAUGCAAAUUUUAUUUAUUAAAACUUUAUAAAGUCUAACUUAUAUAAAAUAAUACAGUUUUCUUGAUUUUAGUAUUUAAUUUUCUCAUAUUUUUAAUACUUUAAUCUGUAAAUAAAUCAAAGUUAAAGAAAGUAAUAUCUAAUAAUAUAAUUAAACGUAUCCUCAAAUAAGUCCUAUAAUACUGGCAUUGUGCGAUGCAUGUAACAAUAUGAAUAGUGCUGUAGAGCUUUGAAAUGUAAAAUUAACAUUUGAGACAAUAACGUGUGUUUAUUGAAUAUGGUGUUUAGCCGACACCUUAGUAAAAUAGCUUUACUUGAUCACUGGGAGUUUAAUUACUAGUGUCUUUUUUCCAGCAGGGUAUAAGCUGGACCCAAAAUAAUUAACAAUUUGAGAAGUUUGACCGGAAAACCUGCAGCCAAAUUCAAGAAAUAGUAAUACAUUUACAAAUGACACACUUUUUUUUGUUAUCUUUUUGGGGCAAAUUAUUAAUGAAAUAUUCACCAAAUUUAACUUUAAUUGACCAGCCUCUGUGGUGUUGUGGUUAAGCCAUCGGACAUAAGGCUGGUAGGUACAGGGUUCGUAG